Molecule: messenger RNA, 1868 nt
Organism: Salvelinus fontinalis (brook trout)
Lineage: Eukaryota; Metazoa; Chordata; Actinopteri; Salmoniformes; Salmonidae
Gene: rwdd4
Product: RWD domain containing 4
Exons: 6
Coding region: 200-748 (182 amino acids)
Molecular function (GO): protein binding
Source: RefSeq, a predicted model, not a curated record
AUUGCGCAUGCGUACAAUGCGAAGAACAUCAUGGGUCACGUCUGACGUUGGAUCAACUAGAUACGUUGCUAAAUUUAUAAACUAGCUAUAUAUUUUUUUAUCACAGACAUGACACGUUAACUCUGCACUUUUCAUAUUUUGUACUGUUAGCUAGACAUAUUUGACUACAUUGUUUAGCGUCACCUGAAAGAAAGAAAUCAUGACUGCCAACGAGGAUCAAGAGAUGGAGUUAGAAGCACUUCGUUCUAUAUACGAGGGGGAUGAGUGCUUCAAGGAAGUCAGCCCAGUUUCUUUUCAGUUUAGGAUAGGAGAACAUGAUGACUCCAAAGCGUUCAUUCUGGAUAUUUCAUGGCCUGAGAUGUAUCCUGAAACGGCACCUGAAAUUUCUCUAGGUGGCUUUUUCAACAAAAAAAUAUCUUCAGAGACCAAGCAGCUGAUCAUCUCUGGGUUGGAGGAGCAGGUGGAGGCCAACCUGGGCACUGCCAUGAUGUACACCCUGUUCGAGUGGGCCAAAGACAACCAGGAAGCUCUGAUGGAGAACCACCAAGCCGUGGUCACUGCCGUGACGCUGACAUCUAACAGUGAUCUCAACGCCCCAGCCAAGAAGAAAGAGAAGAAGGAACAGCUGACCAAAUCACAGAAGAGGAAGAUAACAUGUAGAACUGAUAACAAGGGGGAGCUCCCCAGAGGCUGGGACUGGGUCGACGUCAUCAAGGUAUAUUCCGUUCAGUCAGUUCACGGCAGUUGAUUUUGUGCCGACUAUUUUUGUUGUCCUGUAUGAUUUUUCAUUUUAUUUCAUAAGACCACCCGUGCUUUUGAUAGCACCAUUGCUGCCAAUAGCGCCAUUGUUCAUCAUUUUAAUGUCUCUCCUUUCUUGCAUCUUCAACUUGUUGAACAUGACACUCCAGCAUGUAAGUACAAUGGAAAAACGAUACAUAUUUCGCAAUAUACAUAUAAAAAAAACAUGCCCCAUCUGAGCUUACUGUGGUUUCUAAAUGCUUUUCAUAUUAUAUUGUCGUUUUUCAGUUGAGCAGAACAGGCGGUAAAGAGGAAGACUAGAAUGCCGUGGAGGAGGUGGAGAGGUCUCUGGUACUGCUUUUACCAGGAAGUGAAGUUUCCCGACCUCACUCAGACCACCUGACCGCUGCUCUGUAGACUCCUUCCAGUCUGCCCCAAAGACACCACACUCAAGACGGGCGCUUUUUCGCUCCAAGGGAAGACGGGGUCCUCUACACCUGAACACAAUCAAUAGUUGUCAAAGCUGUCAUUUUGAGAGGGUGUCACACAUGCAGGUGGUUUAGUGUCAUAUCGGAAGGAGUAUAAAAUGUGGCUUUUUUUUUAUUUUUAUGAACUGUUUUCAUUUGCUUGGAAGAGACCCCCAAUGUGUGUGACUAAUUUUGGUUUUAACGGUGGUGAUGACGGUGAAUUGCAGUGUGAGCUGCAUAGAAACGAACGAAGGCUUGUAAGGGGUGUGUGCUAGUAUUUGUGCUGUCGAGUGAAUGGUGAAGGGGUGGCAGUGUCAUCUGUUUUCACUAGUACUGUAUGCUUGUCGAAGUGGAAUGAUCUGGACUUCUUGUUACCAUGAGCCAGACUUACAUGUACUGGCAUCACUGCCGGGGAAUUGAAAAUAGGUCCACUGUGAGACCGGUUCAGUUGCUAGGCAUCGGGAGCUGUAAAACGUGCUUUACCAGGGGUGUCAAAGUAUGGCUGUAUGACUUUAGGAUCCUCGGUGUAUCAUGAUGUGGUGUGGAACAUAAACUCAACAUGUUAUGAAGGACACAACAACUGAAUAUGUGAUAUUGUGCCCCUUUAAUUUAGAGACGUGCUGGAGAAACAUUCGGGGUUUUUUUAAAUAAAAAAAUGAUUAC